AUGUCAGCAUACCACAGUGCAAGGUUCCUAUCGUCACAGCAGCCAGCAGCAGGUCGAAGAACGAUGAUUCUAACUGAGUACUUGGUGAUCUCCUAUGUAUUCCAAACAGUAGAUCAGUUACCAUGGUCGUCCAACACCUCGGUACUUGCUCCAAGAUGGCCGCAUCCGCUGUUAUCACUCUUUCCUUUUUCGGCGAAAUCUUUGCAUAUCAACAUUUCGAUCCCAUCCUUGAGGCAGCUUUUGGUUCGGACAAGCCUUUUAUUUGGCAAGGAUGAUAAAGAGGCGCAUUGGAGAAGCAGCGACACAUUGGGCAAAUGGAGCAUGGUUACCGAUGCUGAAGAGAAAAAGGCCACCACCGACGUCACCAACGGGAUUGUGUAA
Molecule: messenger RNA, 381 nt
Organism: Lichtheimia ornata
Lineage: Eukaryota; Fungi; Mucoromycota; Mucoromycetes; Mucorales; Lichtheimiaceae
Exons: 2
Coding region: 1-381 (126 amino acids)
Source: RefSeq, a predicted model, not a curated record